Bipolaris victoriae FI3 is the source of this 210-nucleotide messenger RNA. RefSeq lists its product as hypothetical. NCBI's taxonomy places the organism in Eukaryota, Fungi, Ascomycota, Dothideomycetes, Pleosporales, Pleosporaceae. The transcript has a single exon. The record is from RefSeq and is a predicted model, not a curated record. The annotation marks the transcript as partial.
CGUCACGAGAGGAAUAUCUAUUGGAAGGUAACCCACUGGUUUGAAGUGAUAGGAAGGCUGCUGCGAGACCCUGCUAUCUCUAAGGAGAACGUAUACAAUAUGGACGAGACUGGCGUGAUGCUUUCUAUGCUAGGUAUAGUUAAAGUAUUAGUAGGUAAGGAUAAUAUGCGAGACUAUAGAGGUGCGCGUGUUAAGCGCACUAUGGUUACC